Dissoconium aciculare CBS 342.82 is the source of this 1194-nucleotide messenger RNA. RefSeq lists its product as uncharacterized. The transcript is spliced from 2 exons. Gene Ontology annotation, molecular function: protein binding; telomerase RNA binding; telomeric repeat DNA binding. The annotation marks the transcript as partial. NCBI's taxonomy places the organism in Eukaryota, Fungi, Ascomycota, Dothideomycetes, Mycosphaerellales, Dissoconiaceae. The record is from RefSeq and is a predicted model, not a curated record. Gene Ontology annotation, cellular component: telomerase holoenzyme complex. Gene Ontology annotation, biological process: nuclear-transcribed mRNA catabolic process, nonsense-mediated decay.
AUGAAGGACAAGAACAACAGCUUUGGCGAAAGCCAGCCGUUGCGGAUCGCACCAGAACAACGGGACAUCGUGUUGAAAUCGGCACACCAAUGUCUGAUUUAUCUUGGCGAUUUAUCUCGCUGGCGCGCCUCUGAGCAGCUCGACAAAGUUCCUGAAUUCGGGCCCGCUAUUGGCUAUUAUGCCUUGGCUGCCACUCUGAUGCCUUCUUCAGGCAUGGGUCACCAUCAGCAAGCUGUCGUGGAGCUCGAACAACGUCACCACCUUUACGCGAUCUACCACCUGUACCGCGCCUUAGUCGUUGCAAACCCUCAUCCCAACGCAGCGAGCAAUCUCCAUGCCGAGUUCAAAAAGACUAAUGCCGCCUGGGACAAAGGCGAAUUGAUUCAGAAAGGACCGCCAAACGAUCCGGAGGCUCCGAAACGAGCUCUGGUCGGCUGGUUUGUCCGACUCCACAGCAUCUGUUACAAAGGUGAGACAUUUGCUGGAUUUGAAGAGUUGGAACGUGAGGUCUUGGGUCAGUUGUCAACCGGUGUCAAGCAGCGCUUGCUGGACGACAAAUACGAGAAACUUUUGCGGAAAAUGGUCGUAGUCAACCUCGCUGCUCAGUAUUGGGCAGGCCAGCGCUUCCAGUCCGAUCCGGAUAAGCAGCAAAACCAACAGUCGUUCUUCUAUUUCUUCCGAUUUAACAUCACGACAUUCACAUCGUUAUGUCGUGUUUUCUACGACGAGCUCAAAGCCCGCCUACUCAGCUUGGAAGACGACGAUGCUGAACUGGCAGUGAAGAUCACCCCCAGCCUCCGUCGAAUCCUGCCGAGCAUUCGUCUCUACAACAUGUGGCUCAUGUCAAUGGUUCACAUGGUUGUGGGCUUGUCCGGCGAACCCUUUCUCGCACCUUCGAUUGCACAAUUUUGGCCUUGCUACGCCAGAGCUGUGGAUCUCAUUGCGCAAGGUUUCCCCAUCUGGGAUCUUGAAGAUGUUGCGGAUGUCACUUACAUGUUGGAAGAAGACGUCGACACGAUUGAAUUUCAACCUCUCAUGGACGCCAAGACAAUGAAGACUUGGCAGAAUAAGGAAAACGGAAUGCUCAAACGAAAGUACACAGAUGCCGACGUGGAGAAAGGCUCUCAAGAUGACGAGAUGCUUCAGCGCGUCAAAGACUUCCUCGUUGACGGGCUUUAUCUAGCUAACGAUGAC